ACAUUUGUAGUACCCUUCUUCAUUCUCCACAACACACUCACAAAACCAAAGAAAGAAGAGACCUUUAACCACACAACACAGCCAUGGCCACCACUGCUUUCCAGCAAUCAGCAUUCGCUGGUCAAACAGCUCUGAAGCAGGUCAAUGAGCUCGUCCGCAAGACCGGUGGCUCCGGCCAAGGUCGCACCAACAUGCGCCGCACCGUCAAAAGUGCUCCUCAGAGCAUUUGGUAUGGCCCUGACCGUCCCAAGUACUUGGGUCCAUUUUCUGACCAGAUUCCAUCAUACCUGACCGGUGAAUUCCCUGGUGACUACGGAUGGGACACGGCUGGAUUAUCAGCUGACCCUGAAACCUUUGCCAGGAACCGUGAGUUGGAGGUGAUUCACAGCAGAUGGGCCAUGCUUGGUGCUCUAGGAUGCACCUUCCCAGAGAUUCUUGAGAAGAAUGGUGUGAAAUUCGGUGAGGCAGUGUGGUUCAAGGCUGGUGCACAGAUCUUCUCUGAGGGAGGACUUGACUAUUUGGGGAACCCAAACCUGAUCCAUGCUCAGAGCAUUCUUGCCAUCUGGGCUGUGCAGGUUGUGCUUAUGGGGUUUGUUGAAGGUUACAGAGUCGGUGGAGGACCUCUUGGUGAAGGGUUAGACCCUAUCUACCCUGGUGGUGCUUUUGACCCUCUUGGUCUUGCUGAUGACCCUGAUGCAUUUGCUGAGUUGAAGGUCAAGGAACUCAAGAAUGGUCGCUUGGCUAUGUUCUCCAUGUUUGGUUUCUUUGUUCAGGCCAUUGUCACUGGCAAGGGCCCUAUUCAGAACCUUUACGACCAUGUUGCUGACCCUGUUGCCAACAAUGCUUGGGCUUAUGCCACCAACUUCGUCCCUGGACAAUGAGCAUGUCAACUUGUGCCUUCUUGGAUGCAAUGCAAUGCAAUCUUCUGCUCAUAUUUGCAGUUUUUCCCUUGUGUUUAACUCAAAUUUCACUGAUGUAACUACACAGCGUGUAGCAGAAGAAUCUGUAUGAGAACAGUUAUAUAUUACAAAUUUGGAUCUCUGAAAUAUCAAACUCUUGACUAGUGUUUGUUAA
This is a messenger RNA of Vigna angularis (adzuki bean), 1074 nucleotides long. Its product is annotated as chlorophyll a-b binding protein 215, chloroplastic. Bases 84 to 881 code for a protein of 265 amino acids. The record is from RefSeq and is a predicted model, not a curated record. Gene Ontology annotation, biological process: photosynthesis, light harvesting in photosystem I; response to light stimulus. Lineage: Eukaryota; Viridiplantae; Streptophyta; Magnoliopsida; Fabales; Fabaceae. Gene Ontology annotation, cellular component: plastoglobule; chloroplast thylakoid membrane; chloroplast envelope. The transcript has 2 exons.